AUGCUCUCAUCGAAAUGGACAUCUACCCCACGAGAGUUUCCGACUUCGGGGUUCGAGUUACUCGACGCAUCGUCAAAGAUUGAAGAGGAAACAUUGCCAACGUAUUCUCCCGAAAAAUACUAUCCGGUCCAACAAGGAGAGGUUUUCAACGACAGGUACCAAGUGCUAGCCAAGUUAGGCUAUGGAGUAACCUCGACCGUUUGGUUUGCCCGUGACUUGGUUGCCCCAUCUAAUGCAUGGAACGAUGGAACUAAAGUCGAAAAAGACAUCCAGUUAAAAAACCUACUUCUUCCCACGCCUUCAUCAUCGGCACUUGCGGAUUUUGAAGAACGUGAAAUAAAGGUUCCUGCAGCAAGGAAGAUCCUCAAAGACCGGACUGUCUAUACAACGUCGCGCUUUCCUGCAGGAGACGGACUCCCAUUGCUAGGUGAUUUUGGAGAAGCCCGAUUUGGCGACGAGGAAAAUAUUGGAGAUAUCAUGCCAGACUAUUACCGUGCCCCUGAAGUUAUCUUGAAAUCAAACUGGGACUACAAGGUAGACAUCUGGAACGUGGCCAUGAUCGUAAGUGCUUGA
Messenger RNA from Aspergillus oryzae RIB40, 573 nucleotides. RefSeq lists its product as uncharacterized. The transcript is spliced from 2 exons. Gene Ontology annotation, molecular function: ATP binding; protein kinase activity. Gene Ontology annotation, biological process: spliceosomal complex assembly; protein phosphorylation; regulation of mRNA processing. The coding region runs from base 1 to 573 and encodes 190 amino acids. Lineage: Eukaryota; Fungi; Ascomycota; Eurotiomycetes; Eurotiales; Aspergillaceae. The record is from RefSeq and is a predicted model, not a curated record.